AUGGCUGAACAACUUGACAUGGGUCGUCUCAACAUCAACGACUCCCAGCACAACCCCCAGAACGGCUUCAGCGGCGAGCGUUCUGCGUAUAUCCCCCCUCACCUUCGCGGCCGCCCUCAGGGAGGCCCUGGAGGCCCUGCACCUAUGGAUGGCCCGCCCAUGAUGAACGGUGGUCCUCCUAUGAACGGCAACAACGGUGGCGGUGGCGGCUGGGCCAACGCCCCUAACUUCACUCCUCGUGGUCCCCCUGGUGGUGGAUGGGGAGGCAGCGGUCAGCGCGGCGGCUUCGAAUCUAAUGGCUAUGGAAAGUCUGGUGGCGGUGGCGGCAACGCUCGUGGAUCUGGUGAUGGCGCCUGGAAAGAUGGCAAGCACGUUCCCGGCCCGCCUAACCCACGUCUCGAGCGUGACCUCUUCGGUGUCCCCAACGACCCAUCGAAGCAGCACACUGGUAUCAACUUUGAGAAGUACGACGACAUUCCCGUUGAGGCUUCCGGUCAGGGAGUUCCCGAGCCCGUCACACGCUUCACGAACCCGCCCCUCGAUGACCACCUGCUGAGCAACAUCGAGCUCUCCGGAUACAAGGUUCCCACCCCAGUACAAAAGUACUCCAUUCCCAUUGUCAUGGGCGGCCGUGAUCUCAUGGCUUGUGCUCAGACUGGUUCUGGAAAGACUGGUGGUUUCCUCUUUCCCAUUCUCGCUCAGGCCUUCCAAAACGGACCCGCUCCUCCUCCACCUUCAGCACAGGGCGGUUACGGCCGUCAACGCAAGGCUUACCCCACAUCCCUUGUCCUCGCCCCCACUCGUGAGCUGGUCUCCCAGAUCUUCGACGAGGCCCGCAAGUUUGCCUACCGUUCUUGGGUUCGCCCCUGUGUCGUUUACGGAGGUGCCGACAUUGGUUCCCAGCUCCGCCAGAUUGAGCGCGGCUGUGAUUUGCUUGUUGCCACGCCCGGUCGUCUGGUCGACUUGAUCGAGCGCGGCCGCAUCUCACUUGCUAGCAUCAAAUACCUUGUUCUCGAUGAGGCUGACCGCAUGUUGGACAUGGGUUUCGAGCCUCAGAUCCGCCGCAUUGUUGAGGGUGAGGACAUGCCUCCCACCGCUGGCCGCCAGACACUCAUGUUUUCGGCCACCUUCCCUCGCGACAUCCAGAUGCUCGCCCGUGACUUCCUGAAGGACUACAUCUUUCUUUCAGUCGGUCGUGUUGGUUCCACUUCUGAGAACAUUACCCAGAAGAUUGAGUAUGUCGAGGACGCUGACAAGCGCUCCGUUCUCCUGGACAUUCUCCACACCCACGGUGUUGGUCUCAGCUUGAUCUUCGUCGAGACCAAGCGCAUGGCCGACUCACUGUCCGACUUCCUCAUCAACCAAGGUUUCCCUGCCACAUCUAUUCACGGUGACCGCACACAGCGUGAGCGUGAAAAGGCCCUCGAGAUGUUCCGAUCUGGACGCUGCCCUCUUCUUGUCGCGACUGCUGUUGCUGCUCGUGGAUUGGAUAUCCCCAACGUCAAGCACGUUGUCAACUACGACCUGCCCACCGACAUUGACGACUACGUCCACCGUAUCGGUCGUACCGGACGUGCUGGAAACACUGGUAUCGCAACUGCAUUCUUCAACCGUGGUAACCGCGGUGUCGUCCGUGAUCUCAUCGAGCUGCUGAAGGAGGCCAACCAAGAGGUUCCUAGCUUCCUCGAGUCCAUUGCUCGCGAGGGCUCUGGCUUCGGUGGCGGUCGCGGUGGACGUGGAGGUGGUCGUGGCCGUGGCAAUGCUGCCACCCGUGACGUCCGUCGUAUGGGCGGUGGUGGUGGCUUCGGCGGCGGCAACGGCGGCAGCUGGGGCGGCUCUCAAGGCUAUGGAGGAGGUGGUUACGGCGGCGGCCCCGGUGGCGGUUAUGCUGCUCCAGCCCCUGCCUACGGAGGUGGCGGUGGUUAUGGUGGUGGUGGCUACGGCAACCCAUCUGGCCCCGGCGGCAACUCUUGGUGGUAA
Bipolaris maydis ATCC 48331 is the source of this 1980-nucleotide messenger RNA. NCBI's taxonomy places the organism in Eukaryota, Fungi, Ascomycota, Dothideomycetes, Pleosporales, Pleosporaceae. The record is from RefSeq and is a predicted model, not a curated record.